This is a messenger RNA of Mercenaria mercenaria, 2325 nucleotides long. RefSeq names its product proprotein convertase subtilisin/kexin type 5-like. Bases 172 to 1236 code for a protein of 354 amino acids. The record is from RefSeq and is a predicted model, not a curated record. Lineage: Eukaryota; Metazoa; Mollusca; Bivalvia; Venerida; Veneridae. The transcript is spliced from 7 exons.
CUGUAAAUAUGUAAAAUUAAAUAUGACCAUUGUAAGGUAAAGAAGUGUUGAAUUUCUUUUUUUUUGUCAUAGUUUCUUUUUACUUCCUGUUUUAAUGUUUUCAUAUAAAAAUUAUUAGUUUACAGUAAUUUUAUAUGUUAGGAUCAAGGAGGAAGAAGGGCUGAUUUAUAAAUGUGCAAAAUGAACGGACUUAUAACAUCGAUUCCCGCCUUGGUAGUAUGCAUUUGGAUUGUCCUAAGAUCAAGAGCUGUAUGCGAAAUGGACACGGGCACUAUUGAUCCUAACUGUGAAGCUGACUGUGCAUGUUGUAAAGAUCGUGACUGUGGACCACGCGGCUACUUUCCUGAAGGCAACUGUUACAUUGGCUGCAUUGAUGGAUAUAGAGGAGGUCGUUGCAACCGGAAAUGUGAUUAUCCUGAAUGCACUGAAUGCCCAGAUUCCUCAUAUAGAUGUACAAAAUGCAAAGCGGGAUAUUAUCCCGGCUCAAGUUACAACUGUUCUUCGAAAUGCCCUACCAGCUGUAAAACAUGUACAUCAAGCACCUACUGCACAGAAUGCAUUGAUGAAUAUUACAAUGCAAAUGGUUUCAAUGACUGUCGAUAUCGUUACUGUCCGUUACACUGUAAAUGUGAGCAUAACGCGUGUGUGUCAUGUGAAAGUGGUUACUAUGGUACAAGCUCAUCGUGCAUUAGUAAAUGUCCAUCUGCCUGUGACGACUGUUCAUCACAAGAUACGUGUAGUACAUGUAAAGGAGGUAAAUAUAAUGGUUAUGAGUUUGACAUUACAGAUCGUCUUCUGUUAAAUAACUGUACUCAUAGAUGCCGGGACAAUUGUAUCACUUGUUCAUCUUAUAAUAAUUGCUCACAAUGUGUGCCGGGUAAAUACGGAAUGAGCUGUCAGAAUGAAUGUGAAAACAGGAUAUGUCAGAUUGAGGACUCUAAGCAGACAGCCAUUGUAGUGAUGGGGGUUAUCAUAACCUUGCUUCUUCUUGUGGUCAUUAGUUUGAUUGCCGUAAUUGCCGUCUUGAAAAGGCGAUCUACAGACAAAAGCCCUAAAGAUGCAGGGGUAUCUUUCGAAAGUAAGACAUCGUCUUCGAUUGUUGGACACAGGAGGAAUGAAGAUUCUUACAGUGCAGACAUUUCAAAGACAAGUGAAUAUGAGAAAAUAGAAUCCAUUCAAGGUAUGUUCGUUUUAGGUCAAGAGCACGAAUAUGGACAUAUCUCAUCUGCUGUUUGAACGAACUUCAAGUAAGUCUUUUAAGAUUUCUGAAGUUAGAAAUUGCCUACGGAAAUGCCUGAAUGAAACAGAUACGCCUAAUGAAUGAUUAACCGAAUCUGGAUAUGUUAUAGAUUUACAAUGUUAUAGAUAUACAAUAAAGACAUAUGUGUGUAAACCAGUGUGUGUGCAUAUCAAAAAGCGUAUUUCGUUUUGCUUAUAAUGGUACUGUUAUGCAUUGCAGCAUCUUAAUGUUGAAGUUUUAAUGAAUGUUGGUAUAAAAAGUAGCAUUGGAAUAAUGAAGGCGUUUUCAUUACUAUUAUGAAGUUGAAAUCAUUAGGACGGAGAUGGAUUGUUUUAUUAUUACAUUUAUUUGUACAGAAUGCUCAUUUGUAAACAUCGUUUACAAACUUCAUAUAUAUUAACAUAACACUAACUUAUGUAAAGGCACUCUAACCAGACAACGAUUACAACUAGAUGUGUGUAAUGAAAGGUCACAGACGGUAUCGCUACAGCAAUGCCACAAAGUUGCUCAGUAACCUACAAGACUACUGUAAAGCCGUGUUGUGUGAUAUACCAAAUAUCAGAUCGAAACAUUUCAAUAUGUUAAUAACAAAGUAACUUGUAUCAACCAAAACAUAUUUCACCAGUUUUAAUGAACUUCAUUGGCUGCCCGCACAGUUUAUAAAUCUUACCUGACAUUAAGGUUCUAUAUGAUCAUUUCCCAUCCUUUUUAGGGCGAUGAAACACCGAUUAUAAUUCUAAUACCACAAGACAAUGUAUCAGAUUAGAGCGUGAUGUAUGUAGUGGCAGUUUUGCUUAAACUGAUCCCAGGUUAAGGAAUUAUCUUCCUGUUACGGUUAAGGAAGCUGAUUUGUUGGUUCAAAUUCAAAUUCUGCUAAAGGCGCAUUAAAUUUUACAACACUUGGCAAACCGACCGAUUAACCCUUCAUAUGAAAGUGUAAAUGUCAUUUACUCCUUUACUUUUAUAUCUGUUCGUCUUGUUUGUGCUAAUAUAUGUGUUUAUUGUAUACACAUUUGCAAUUUGUAACCAUUUACCUAUUUCAGUUUAAAGCAGUUAGUAUGUAAUACUCUUGAAAUGAUACUUUA